Molecule: messenger RNA, 1197 nt
Organism: Desarmillaria tabescens
Lineage: Eukaryota; Fungi; Basidiomycota; Agaricomycetes; Agaricales; Physalacriaceae
Exons: 3
Coding region: 172-888 (238 amino acids)
Source: RefSeq, a predicted model, not a curated record
CAUCAUGCCAUGGUAGCUGUAAGACUUUGGCGUCAAUGUGAGAGAUUCCGAUCUCCCUGAUUUUACUUCACUGCAGCUACUCCAGACCUUAAAAAUGCGUCAUGACAAACUUCAUCCUCUAUUGCCCUCUCUCCUGCCGGUGCUGCACUUUGCGCCUCACUUUCAACUUAAAUGUCUUCAAUUGUCUUGCCAUCCAGAGGACAGUGCAUCCAGAUCACUGUCAACAGCCAGCACUGCCAGUGCCAAUGGUUCUUCCCUCCCGAGUCCCCCCUGCUAGGCCAGAACAUCUGCGGUCUCUGUGGACAUGGUAUUCACGCCCAUGCAGACUAUGUUUCGACGGUGGUUAAUCGUUGCCCCGCAAAUCAAUGUGCCGCGUAUGUCCAAAAGACGACUCUCACACAACUUUGCACCUGUGGAGCGCCAUUUUUCGAGCACAUCGCUACCGAUAACACCAAGUAUUAUUUGCGAGAGCCAUGGACUGUUUCGGACUAUUUCAGUGCAAACAGUAAUGUCUCUUCCACCUCGGACAACUAUGCCUACGACGCCAGUAGCUCAUUUGACCCGAACACCAGUUCCCUUCCUUCCACCGAUUACAACCCCACUAUUUCUUUUGGCGACGCAAGGAGCCUACCCUUCACUACUCCUGAACCCAUCUAUUCUCCUUACGCCAGCAACACUUCGUCCGCUAUUCAACCCGAUACCACCCUGACCCCGGGAGGUUAUAGCCCCGAUGGCUACUUUACUCACUAUUCAAACCAUCUCGUUAACUCACCCUAUGAUCGUCAGCCAGAGGGUGGCACGACGAAUGGGAGCUUCGAAUACCAGGAUUAUGGGAACCUGAUGUACGCUGAAACCCCUGGAGCCUGGUCAGGCCCAUACGGCGCUUGAUCCAUGGUGAAGACAUCCCAUUCCUGUCAUCUUCCUUUCAACCUCCUCCGACUCUUCGUCGUGAUCACUUUUUCUCUCCCUCGUUGUAACAAUUCUUGUUAUUUCUAUGCCAUCGAUUCUCGAUCCCAGUUCCAUUAGUUGAUCGAUUAUACGCACUCCGCUUUCUGUUUCUCCCCCUCGGAUCUUCUCUCGCCAGUCAUCAUUGUGAUGCAGGACCUCAAUCUUUAAUGUUCUCGGUUUCGUUACACUCAGUUUGAUGCAGUUUUCCUUUGUGCUACGUUCCGUUUUUUCGUUUUCUCUGUUGUAUUU